Molecule: messenger RNA, 1651 nt
Organism: Papaver somniferum (opium poppy)
Lineage: Eukaryota; Viridiplantae; Streptophyta; Magnoliopsida; Ranunculales; Papaveraceae
Product: dehydrogenase/reductase SDR family member 7-like
Exons: 13
Coding region: 123-1118 (331 amino acids)
Cellular component (GO): membrane
Molecular function (GO): oxidoreductase activity
Source: RefSeq, a predicted model, not a curated record
GAUGCCCUGCACCAUAGUGCUUGGCCUAGGAAAGAAGCAAAGGAAAUACGAGGUGAACAGAACGGCUCACCAUCAGAGUUCCUGUCAGCACUGUGAUUCCGCUACGUGUCAACUCCAAGCGCAUGGAACAAAGGACCAGACUUCACUGUUUGUUGAUUUUAUCUCUAUUCAUUGGAUUCAUACUUAAACUAUCAACUGCAGAUGGGGAUUUAACGUUGUUAUCCAGAGGGAAAGCCAAACAAGAACAAAUUGAAGAUAAGGUUUUCUGGAUUACGGGCGCAAGCCGUGGAAUUGGGGAGAUUCUGUGCAAACAACUUGCUAGUUUAGGAGCCAAGCUCAUAAUUUCUGCACGAAAUGAAGCUGAACUGGAAAGAGUCAAAUCACAGCUUGUUGGUAAACAUGCACCAGAAGGAGUUAAGGUUUUACCUUUGGAUUUGACAGCUGGUGAAGAGUCUCUAAAAGAAACCGUAAUGACAGCAGAAUCAUAUUAUCCGGCUAAUGGUGUUGAUUAUAUGAUCCAUAAUGCAGCGUAUGAACGACCAAAAACAUCUGCUUUGGACGUGACUGAGGAAAGUCUUAAGGCUACUCUUGAUGUGAAUGUUGUGGGGACAAUAACUCUCACUCAGCUCUUAGCACCUCUUAUGGUGGAAAGAGGAAAAGGUCAUUUUGUAGUGAUGAGCAGUGCUGCUGGAAAGACACCUGCACCAGGUCAGGCUAUUUAUUCUGCCUCAAAAUAUGCUUUAAAUGGAUAUUUCCAUACAUUGCGUUCUGAGCUCUGUCAAAAAGGUAUAAAAGUAACGGUCGUCUGUCCUGGACCUAUAGAUACAUCAAAUGGUACUGGAGCAGGCACUUCUGCUCAAAAGGGCUCUUUUGGGAAGCGGGUCUCAUCAGAAAGGUGUGCCGAGCUAACAAUUAUUGCAGCAACACAUGGAUUGAAGGAAGCUUGGAUAUCUGACCAUCCCGUGCUUGCCAUUAUGUACUUGGUGCAAUACAUGCCAGCAAUUGGCUAUUGGAUCAUGGACAAGGUCGGUGGAAAUCGAGUACGCGCUGCAGCAGAGAAGGGCAAUACAUACUCAUGGAACCUGCUUUUUGGCCAGAAUAAGAAAAAGGCAGCUUAAAAGUUGUGGAUCCUAGGUCAUGCAUGUUAUAUUUUGCCUCUUUUUCAUCAAUUCCAGUGCAAACUAAUGAUUAUGCUCUUUACACGUGAUUAUCUUGCCUUUUUUCGAAGGACAUCACGACUAAACUGGUGAUGCUGAUUCUGGUGUACUUGUGUUCAUCUUUCUUCCCCGGAUUCCCUUCUAAUAUUGUCUCCAUUCUUUCUUUGCUCUUGUUUGUUGAUGUUCUGGAACAAAAGGUUACUUAGAUUCCCAUUACAGAAAAUAAUGAACAUCAAGCAACAGCUCUCUUUCAUAUGUAUUUUCAUACAUUGAUCCUCUUAACUUCUAAACCCAAGAGGGUAAAUAAUGGGUGAAGCAUUUAGAAUGUUCUUUUUUUGUUUGCAAGUUACAACUGUAAAGUGUUAUAACUUUUUUUUUUACUGGGAGUAUCCGUUAAUCUGUGGAUUGAUAGCCGGAAAUUUCCAACUCAAACUGUCUAGAAAUGUUAAUGUAAUUGACAGUUUCAGUUGAUGUUAAUCUAAUAGACAGUUUUA